AUGCGUACGUUCGGCGCCUAUGUCGUGUCAUUGUUCCACGUGUUCACAGUCACCAACACCGGCUCUUUUCUCAACCUGCAGGGCAUCAACGAUUGUUUUGAAAGAGUGGCCAUUGGAAAACGUUUGAAUAGUUCAGAUGUAACAAAAACAAUAUCUACCACAAAUAUGAAACAAUGCAGUAACGAAUGCGAACGAAUGUUGUGCAACACAUACAGUUAUGGAUUAAACGGAAAUGGAAAUGGUACUUGUUUACUUGGUUUAGAUCUGCCAAAAUCGGGACCGUACGAUGAUCCGGAGUACGAUCUUUUCAUGAAAAUAUUGCAAUGUAGAGAUAGAACAACGUGUUUCAUUAAACUCGUGGGAGGCCGCCGUCUUACCGAUAAAUACAUUCAAAGAACUCUACCAGCUGAUUCAAAGGGAGAUUGUGAAAUAUAUUGCGAAUACGAGAAAGAAUUUCGUUGCGAAGGAUUUAACUUCAGAUACGACAUGAAGUUGGACUCUUAUAGCAGUUGCCAACUGUCGUCCGUGUCUUCUGACAAGCUAGACCUGUCCCUGGACUUCCAAUCGGACGUGGAAUAUGAUUAUUUCGAGAAAAAUGUGAAUGCUUCACCUAGCUGUCGGUACACGGAGCUGGCCAAUCCGUACGGCCAGAGGCGCAAGUGGGGUGGUUCCGGAAACGAACAGGACCUAUGGCAAGACCUCAGUACCCAGUGGCAACAAGGCAACGAAGUGGCGUAUGGUGGUGGUGACAGAGUUUUCUAUGACCAGUUGAAACCAGGCGUGCAGGAACUUUUCAGUGGUGGUGGUGGAGGCGGCGGUGGCGGCGGCGUGUCUCUGGUCAGACCGAUCGACCAGUAUAACAACGACGUCCGGUUACUGUACAAUAACAUACAACCAACGUUGACAGCAACGACGGUGAACCGACUUCCGGCAUCGAUCAACGAGUGUUUCAUCAAAGCUAGAACGGGACACCAUUUGCAGCAAGAAAACAUUAUAAAAUCAACCAACGCUCCGUCUCUUUAUGGCUGUGAGACCAUGUGUGCUAAUGAACAGGCAUUCACUUGCAAUAUAUUCAGUUACAGAUAUAGUUUUACGUCCUCUAUGGACAAUUGUCAUUUGGGCGAUAAAAUGCUCAGACAAUUGGACAUUUUCCAAGAUUUAGUCCCGGACAGGGAUUGCGACGUCUUUGCACGAAAUGAACUCAGUCAGCCAGGAUGUCAACCUGCGAAAAAUUGGGACACCGAUUGUUUUGAAAGAAUUCGGAGUGGUUUGACCUUGGAAGUGUCGAUAGUGAAAUUUUCGGUGCAGACGGAGAAUUUGCACGAGUGUGAACUUAUCUGUCUUCACGUAAAACACUUCACUUGUCGGGUAUUCAGCUUCCGCCGUGGGCCGCCCGUCAUCGGUAAAUGGUCAGACAACUGUUACCUGACUGAUUACCCGGUACUCGACAUGGAUCCGGUUAAACACUUCGUUGAAGAUUCCGGUUGCGACGUUUACAAUCGUGGUAGCUACGGUCGUGGGUGUGAACUGGAUAAGGUUCUGCCGCAAUCUGGGUGGCCAUUGGUACCGGGACAGGAUCUGACGCCUACUGUGCUCACCACGUACCGGCCUCAGUACGGUGUGCCUCCUCCACUGACGCCGUCGUUAUAUGGACCAAAGUACGGUCCACCAUCGUCGCCACCACUACAAUUCUUCCCCAUAGUACCGUCUGAGUCACCAUCACCAACACCAUCGCCACCACCACCAACACCAUCACCACCUCAAUACUACCCCGUCGGUCCUCACUCAUCACCAUCACCACCACCACCACCGCAAUACUACCCCGUCGGUCCACAAUCAUCACCAUCACCACCGCCGCAGUACUUCCCACCACCUCAAUACUUCCCACCACCGUCGACUCUAUCACCGCCAUCCGGAUAUUACCCCGUCACUCCUACUGUCUUUAACACACCCACUAGACCUACGGGUUCUUACGUGCCAUCCAUGCCACCUACCACAUUCUUCCAGAUACCAGGAGAAUACACUCCUGUGUCGGUCAGGCCAACGAACAGGUUACCUGGAGUCCCGGGAGGUGUGUACAAUGAUUUGUUCAAUCCAUAUGGGCAGAACCCCACCCUAGUACCGACAAUCUACGGGACGGCAAAAAAGCUGUGUUACAUAAAUUUUGGAAAUACUGCCAGACUAUUGCCGUCAGCCAUAAAAAAGUCUAUGACCGUCGAAUCGGAAUACCAGUGCAAGAUGGAGUGCAAUAAGGCCAGGGAAAGCCAAUACUUUCGGUGUUCUACACUCAGCUACUUUGGAGGUUAUUGCGAGUUGAGUGACAUCGAGAUGAGAGAUUUGAAACCAAACCAACAUUUCAGUCUAGACCAACAAUUCUUAUUGUACACAUGGGAUUUUAGCGAAGUUCAUUGUUUCAGUUCACCCGUAGCCAAAUACCCUCCGAACAAUGGCUUCUCGGGUGGAUUGGAGUGGACAUGGAUGAGAUUCACUGUCAACGGACAACCAUGCAGACCUGGUUCGUACUGUACUGAAAACGUCAACAUGGGCAUAUGGUCUUGUCCGGUAGAUCAAGGCGAUUGGGAUUACUGUUGUCGGCCUGAUCAUAAAUGUGGUUAUUCCGAAGGGGUCAGUUAUCCAUGGUGUCACGUGGGAAAAUCCACAGAUCAGUGGCGACCGUGUAGCGAUAAGUAUUUCCCUUCAACGGACGGACCGCCACAAACUUGGCCGAUGACGUACAUCCAUCACACGGGUCCACCAGUCACCCAGAACCCUUCCAGCCCUCUACCACCCCAUGGUGACAACAGCAACAGCAACGACCACAACGGAAACAACAAUACCACGCAGACUGAGGUAAAACACGAACAGUCGCUGGUCGAUCAAUUUCUGUCAAUAUUCACGUCCUCAUCGACGGACGUCAGCAGCAGUGUGGUCUCGUCACCCGAACCUGUCGCCGAAGCCGCCACUGCCUCGUCAAAGACCGUCAAACCUGACCUCGACCUGCUACCCGGUUUCCGGGUGGUAGACGUCACCGACAAGCCCCAUUCGACUAGCAGACUGUACUCGUAUCACGGGACCAACUACAACAGCAAUCGUCUCCGGAACUAUUUUGCUAGGAAAAGACCAGUAGUGUACACUUAA
Macrosiphum euphorbiae (potato aphid) is the source of this 3138-nucleotide messenger RNA. The record is from the annotation of a GenBank genome assembly. NCBI's taxonomy places the organism in Eukaryota, Metazoa, Arthropoda, Insecta, Hemiptera, Aphididae.